AUGAAGUCAUUCGUAGCUGUUGCUGCUGCCUUUGUUGGCAUUGUCUCUGCACUCGACCCCAUCUGCGAUGCCGAAUGCCAGAAGGGCUGCGACGCAGCCUGCCAAACCGCCAUCCAAACCACCUACGAAGCUGAAGCUUCCCUGUGGGUAAGCGACAUCGUGUCCGACCCGUUCUACUCUACGCCUUCCAACUUCACCGGUGCCAAGCCUGGUGACAUCCUGCGGUGGGAGAACGUGCCCGCUGCGCAGCUCUCUUCCAACUGGACUAUCCCCGCGAGUCUGUCAUUGUCAAGGGUCCUCUAUGUAACCGAAGACAUUGACCGCAAGCCGAUUCCCGCAUCCGCUUGGGUUCUCCUGCCUUUCUCCAAUCCAUUCGCCAAGCCCGGUGCUACGGCCGAAGAGAACAAGCUGCGCACCGUUGUCUGGACCCACGGAACUGCCGGUCGUAGCCGCUUGUGUGCCCCCACCAACAACAAGGGUCUGUACUACGACUGGAAAGCCCCUUUCAUCCUCGCCGAAUCUGGCUAUGCUGUCAUCGCUCCCGACUAUGCUGGUCAGGGUUCCGACAUUCCCCAGGGCUUCAUGUACGAGUCUGGCUGGCUCCACGUUGCUGAUGUCGCAUACUCUCUCGUUGCCGCGAGAAAGGCAAUCGGCGACCUUUUGGGACAGAAGUGGGUGGUCUAUGGUCACAGCGAAGGUGGUAUGACGGCAUGGAGAACCAACGAGCGUCUGGCUCAGCCUGACCAAGAAGCUCUUUUGGAGGCCGGCGAGUUUAUCGGCUCCGUGGCUGCCGCCCCUGCUUUGCGGCCGCAGAAGUUGAUCCCCGCCUCUCUCGCGCUUGCUCAAGGAAAGGCUGCCCACGACCCCUUCUCGGUUUACUUCCUCCAGUCUCUGUCUCUGCUCUUCCCCGACCAGAUCAAGGUUGCGGACUACCUUGGAGAGAUUCCUCUGCAGCGUCUGGGUGCCCUCGACAAGUCAUGUUUCACGUCUGGCUUCGCUAUCGUCGGUGAUUUCACCCCGGAGCAACUCUACAAGAACACAAGCUGGUUGACGCUUCCUAUCGUCGACGAAUGGGCAGUUCGAUACAACGGCCAAGGCCCGCACUCUAUCGCGGCGCCAAUGUUGGUCAUUUCGGGCGAGACCGACACGAUCACGCCUAACAACCUUACACUCGAUGACUUCAACCAGACUUGCACCUCAUUCCCUGAGAGCCCUGUUCAUGCAAGAGUUUACCCGAGCAUGGGUCACGGCCAGGUUCUGGAGGCGGCGAGAGCUGACAUUGCUGCAUGGAUUGGGGCGAGAUUUGAGGGAGUCCCGGUCGAAAAGACGUGUGUGAAGGAGGAGGUUAAGCCUCUGACGGACAGAUAUGCUAUUGGCGAACUUUUCUGGCAUGCGACUCUCCAGCCCUUCUAA
Messenger RNA from Colletotrichum abscissum, 1413 nucleotides. RefSeq lists its product as uncharacterized. The transcript has a single exon. The record is from RefSeq and is a predicted model, not a curated record. Bases 1 to 1413 code for a protein of 470 amino acids. Lineage: Eukaryota; Fungi; Ascomycota; Sordariomycetes; Glomerellales; Glomerellaceae. Gene Ontology annotation, biological process: lipid catabolic process. Gene Ontology annotation, molecular function: triacylglycerol lipase activity.